ACCAGCCCCCAGCCUCCGCAGCCCUCUGCGCCCCUCUGCAACCUGGCGUUCAGCCCUACAACUUCUGAAUUUUUCUCGUGUCCUUGUCCUGGCUUGUGGCCGGGACCCCACCUGCUCCUGCACAGAAGGGCCUCAACAAGUCCCACUCACGGGUCAGCAGGGCCCAAUGGAGGAAUCCAACUGGGUGGCCAGCGCCCGGAACAAGCAGAGUCUUGGCCCAGAGCAGGCGCAUGUAAACAUGAGUGGCUGCGGCCUGGAGUGGGGUGCAGCCCCCCCGCCGCCCCAGCCCACAGGCCUGCAGCCGACUCACCAUCCCCCCACUGUGGAGGGAGAGCAAGACUGGGUCCUUUCCUCCAGGACCCCCUGGGUCCCCGGGGGUCCAAGAGGCCUGGCCCCACCAGGCGGGCUCCAGAGUCCAGACCAGACCCAUUCCCACUGCCGGGCGGGCUCAGAACCCUAAGGCACCCUCCACAGAGCAGGACAGGGCAGGGCCCGUGGCCCUGCUGCUGCUUCAGGCUCGGGCUCAGACAGAGCUCCACCUCCGAGGCCCCCCACCCUCACUGCUCAGUGCCCCUGGUCCCAGCACCUGCCUCUCCUGCGUCACACCUGCCCGAGAGCCGUCGUGGCAGCCUGACAGGGGCAGGAGUCCUAGUGCCAGACUGACGGCAGGGGGCUCCCCCCGCCCCCGUGUCCUGGCCCUUCACCUCUCGGAAUCGUUGGAGUUUGAGAGAAAAGACUGCCAGCAACGCUGCAGCGGGGGGACACACUCCUGAGAUUGGAGGAAAAUGAGGCCCCAUCUUGAGGAAACACCCUUGAACUCCACCCCCGACCUGAAGACCGCAGGCCAUGUUCAACUGGGCGGUCUGCUCCUCCCUCCCUCCCCCCUGACGCUGUCCACAGGCCCUGGGCUCAGGUGUCCCCUGAGCCGCCAGACCGGCCUCAGGGCCCCAGAGGAAGGCAGGAGAGGGAGGGCACUGGACCCUUCCUGGCCAGGCUGCCCACUCACCUCCCCUCCUUGGGGUCCCCCCAUCACGGCCGCUCCACCUCCGGGAGCGUCUCUCUGGGGGUCUGGGUCCCCGACCCUCAUCCGCUGUUUCUUCCUGGACUCGCGCCCUCCGUCUUCCUGCAGGCUGGUCCCUCGUAAAGGGGCAGUUGGAUGACCCCAGCUCUGCCCCAGCCCCCGAGGGACCCCGCAGGCCUGGACUGCCGAUAGCCACCUGGGGAUCAGCCAGCGUGGGCAGGGGCCAGGGGCCGGCUUCUGUCCUCGGGCCCAUCACGGUGCCCUAGCUGGACUCCUGCCUGCCGGGCGCUCACCCAGGAGUCACCGGCUGAGGUGACACAGGGGACGGGACUUUGCUGUAAGACCAGGCGGCCUCGGUCCUCAUGGGGCAGGCAGCCUGGGCAUCUCUGCACUAGACUCCCUAGUUCAAUAUACAGUUGAACUUUUCCAUAAAACAAGUUUAUAAAAAUGGAGAGGUGGUGUGCGGUGGGGAAGGGUCUGCAGCGGGUGGGCGGUGAGCUGGCCCCUCAGCCCCAGGACGUGGGCGCAGGGCUGGCUGCCUGGGUGCGGCUCUUUGGCGUGAGACGCCGUCCACUCGAGACUUGUCCUGUGUGAAGCUCACCCUGCUGCCACCGCAGGCCCUCGGAUGUGACCCGUGACUCAUCUCCGCACACUGACCACCGGCCUAUCAGAUGGGGACUGCCGUGGAAGUGGUUGCGGGGCAGGGAGAGCCAAGGCCCCGACCCGACCCGCGGGGGUGGAGGGCAGGGGACAGGCACACAGCCCCAGCGGCUCUGCCACCCGCUUCCUCGUGUGAGAAGCGCUGGGCGCCAGGGACCCCGCCUCCCGCCUUCCCCCACUGGGCUGGCGGCAGGGACCCCCUGGGCCACCAGGGGCUCCCCCCUGAGCAGCCCCUGCAGCAGCCGCCUCCGUCAUUCCAGGAAGCGCUCUGUGGCCCCGAGACCUGCCUGCUCACCCACCCGCCCCCUACCUCCUGCCCCCCAUGCCCCAUGGUGUCCCUCGCUCAGCACCUGUGGCUGAGUGGGGAGGGGGCUGGUGGGAGCGCCCAGCAGCCCACCCUCGGGGCCCGGAUGUGGCCGGGGCGGGGGACAGGCCCCCUGCUGUCCCCACACAGGCUCCUGUUCCCCCUCCAGGGAUGGAGUUGGGGGGACACAGCCGGGCCCAGGGGAGUAGCGGGCUUGGAAACGCUGAGGAGGAUCCUGCAGCCACGCUGCCUGCCCGCCCGCGGCCUCUGGCUCGUGCUGCCCCCGGGCCCUCCUGCCAGUGAGCCCUCGAGGGACGGGUGCCGAGGGGCCCAGGGACGACCGCUCUGUUUCCAGAAAGGAACCAGCACACCCAGGAAGCGGAGCCCGGAGUCCUCUGGUGAGACGACCAGCACACCAGACGCCCUCCAGGCUCUGGACCCCUGCUCCAUCUAUGACCGCCGCUCAGCCCAGGGGCCCGGUGGCCAAAGGGCACACGUCCAGGGCGCGCACUCGCACUCCGGUGCCCGGGGCGGGCAGCCCUGCUAUCCGGCCGUCACGGUGCCCCUGCGCUCUCACCACACGCUUCCCCGAAGCCCUCCCAGACCCCUCGUGCUCCCAGACAGACCCCCUCAGCCCCACUGUCCUCUGCAGCCCCUUCCACAGCCCCUCACCCUGGGACCCCAGGGUGCCCGCAGAGGCCGAGCCAGGCGUGUCCAGUCCUUUCCCAGCUGGGGGGCCUGCGCCAGGGAGAGACACCACACAGGGCAGCGAGGGAGGCUGGGGCCCCUGAGGCGUUGUGAGGCUCUGCUGGCCUGGCCCGGCUGCCCCCAGGGUCACCUCUGGGUCCCCCUUGGGGAGUAGUCGGGCCUGAGAGGUGGACCUGUCGUCCUGGCCCACAGAGUCAGACCCACAGGCCGGGCAGGGGGCCCCGGGCUCCCCAGCGCCUGGUCCUGACACCCCACCCUGACAACACUAGCAUUACUCAGGGACCAGGGCCAGGGGCAGCUCCCCUCCUACAAACCCACCUCAGACGCCACAGGCAGGCAGAGCCCAGGGCAGGGACGUGUGAGCACCACCCUGCCUCCCUGGUCUGGCUGGGCUGGGGGCAGGGGUGCCCGGCGGCUCAUGGGGCCUCCUCCAGGGUGGCUGCCAAGCUGCCCGCUCUGCCUCCUGCUUUGAGCCCUGGGACCUCCCCCCACCGUCCCCCACAGCGGUGAGGAGCUGAUACAGCUGGCCGCAGGUUCCUGCCUCCCCGAGGGCCUCCUUCCCCUUUCUCUGCCCAGGGUUUGUCUGCCUGGAAGGACCACUGCCCCACACCAGCCCCCCUCCUGGGGACACCGCCUCCCUGCAGCCUUUGGCCACCAGCGCCCGCCUGGUCUCAGGCCUCCCUUCCUAGCAGAGAUGUCCAUCUGGGCCCGCCCCGUCCAGGCAGCCCCUGCCCACUCUCUGCCCCCCUUCCUCUCCAGGCACCCACUCCCUGCAGGGGCCCCUGCAGCCUGACAGCGGCUCCCAGGCCCUGCUUCCCGGUGGUGACCUCAGGCUGGGGCGUCUGGUGGGCAGAGAGCAGGCGUGUGCCCCAGGCCCAUCAUCCUCGCAUUGAAGUCAGCACCCAGCUUCAGAGCACCCCGGGGCUCUGUCUCUCCAAGAGGGGGUCCUCCGCCCCCUGCUGCCCCCAAGGGCAGGUGGCCUCCAGCUCAGGCUCCUACAAGCUAGUCUGUCUGGGGGGAGCCCAACGUGAUCUGCACCCCAGCGAUGCUGAGGCAGGAGGCCCUCUGGAGGGUGGGCAAGAUGCCAGCUGAUAGAGUGACGGCCAGAUGGUUCACAAAGAAGGAGACGUAAAAGGCUCGAAAGGGGGCCCUCAGUGUACAGGGCAUGGCAGCCCCACUCUCCCGUUAGAUGGGCCAAAGCCAAGUCUGACAACCCUCUGUGGGGGUGGGACACCCUCACACACUCUCCUCUGACAUCCAACCUCCCGGAUGGUCACUGGAAAGCAACCAGCUGGGCCCUUUGAACCCGUUAUCCCACCUCUGGGAAUCUCCUCCAUGGAUGGACGGCGGAACUAGGGAGAAGGUGUUGGAGAGGCUGACCCUGCGGGCCUGUGGGUCAACGACAGCCUGGACCCCGCUCAGACAUCUGUCAUGGGCUCUGGUGGCGUGGAGUCUGUCCCAUCCACACCACGGAGAACUGGGCAGUUGCAAAAAGGGAGGAGAGAUAUUUUUGUACACGAGUAUAUGGUUAUCUCCCGGAUAUACAGCUAAGUGAAAAAAAAAGGAUGUUGAUGCUCAUGUAUUUAUGUAGGAGCAGAAGGUUAUAUUUUUACAAAUGGAAGAAUAAGCCAUAACAUUUGUUUAAAAUUAAAUUGCUACCUACAGGGACUAGGCAGAAAAGAGGUGAAGGGAGAGAGGGAUUGAAACUAGACUUCGGUGAACGUACUUUCGUUUGUAGCUUUGGCUUUGGAACCAGGUAAAUAUUUAUGCAAUUACUAAAUUAAAUUACAUUAUAUUUUAAAAAGGAUUCUUGAAAGCAAGGUGAAGACAAUUAAUUUGCAAGAUCAGUUGGUAGCAUAACCCUGCCAAAUUCUUCCAAGUGAGGACUCUGUGGGAGAGGGCGAGGGUGGGAUGAUUUGGGAGAAUGAUAUUGAAACAUGUAUAUUACCAUAUGUGAAAUAGGUCACCAGUUCAGGUUCAACACAUGAGACAGGGUGCUCGGGGCUGGUGCACUGGGAUGACCCAGAGGGAUGGGAUGGGGAGGGAAGAGGGAGGGGGGUUCAGGAUGGGGACACACGUACACCCGUGGUGGAUUCACGUCAAUGUAUGGCAAAAACCACUGCAAUAUUGUAAAGUAAGUAGGCUCCAAUUAAAAUAAAUGAAUUUAUAUUAAAAAAAAAUCCAGUAUUUCAAUUGUAUAUCCAUACAACCUGAAGACAAAGAGAAUGGCCAGAAUGUUCCACUGUCUAUAAACACUUUCCAAAUAUUUUAAAAACAUUGUUUUGCCUGUACAUCUGUGUCACUCAAUGACUUUUUUAAAAGUUCAUCUUAAAUUAUUUUCAGUAAACGUGUUGUUGAUAGUAGUGUGAGGUUUUUGAGACUGUUGUGCUAUGGGAUAAAGCAAGCGAAUAAUUGUGUCAGGCAUUGUUGAGACUUCUGCUGUAGGAUAAAGGUGUAUCAUCAAUAAAACUUAGUAAAAACCAAGCAGAUCUGGGGCUUCCCUGGUGGCCUAGUGGUAGAGUCCACCUGCCAAGGCAGGAGACAUGGGUUCAAUCCCUGAUCCGGGAGGACCCCAGGCGCCUCGGAGCAGCAGAGCCCGUGUGCUGCUCCCAUUGAGCCUGGUCUCUACAGCCAGGGAGCCACAACUGCUGAAGCCCAUGCACCCCAGAGCCCGUGCUCUGCAAAAACAAACCAUCGUAACAAGAAGCCCUUGCUCCAUACUGGAGAGCAGACCUGCGUACCACAGCUAGAGAAAAGCCCGUGCAGCUGUGACCACCCAGGACACCAAAAACAAACAAGGAAACAAAAAUCUACUGAAAAAAGAAAAAAAGCAAUUUGAGUGAAUCUGAGUGGAAAAAAGUGAAUUUGAGUGAAGAGUAUCAGUUUGUACUGGCACUGUGUCUUGUCUUAAAAGUAAAGCUUCUUGGUUCUGACUGCUGAUAAGGCUUCGAAACCAACAUGCCUAACAGCCAGAUUGUGGUCUCUAGCUAGCGUUUCUCAUGAAGAGGAAGGGGGCCCGCAGAGAGAAGUAGAUGCUUUUAGGUCUGGGUUGGGGAACAGAUAAGAUGCAUCCAGAACGGCUUUUCAUACCAGAGAGCAAAGCAGAUCAAGAUAGUUGCCAACAUCAAAGGGACUCGAGAGCCAAAGCAAGCUCAUUCCCAGUGGUCAAAGACAGGAUCAUCUAAUAUCCAUAAGGAGAAUAAUUUUUAACAGAUUGAAACACAGUGUUUACAUCCAUGAAUUUUCAACUAUACUUUAAAAAAAAAAGUUGCUUCAUGAAGUGGUCCUGCCAAACCCCCAAAAUCGCACCUGAACCUGAUCUAAGCUCUGAAGUUGGCCACCCAUGACAGGAGCUGCACUGGGCCCAGAACACAGUUGGCGACACCCCAGGGGUGCCCACGGUGAGCCCUGGUCUGGGGACUGCUCUACACGGCCAGGCCCUGAAGACAAAUGUCAAGAGGGGAGGUGAAAGGAGGUGGGGGAGUGUGGACUGGGAGUUUGGGGUUAGCAGGUGUAAACUCUUAUAAACAGCAAGGUCUUCCUGUAGGACACAGGGAACUAUUUUUGGUAUUCUGUGGUAAACCAUAAUGGAAAAGAAUAUGCAAAAGACUAUAUAUACAUAUAUAUGUAUACACACACACACAUACUGGGAAUGAUUGAGGGCAGGAGGAGAAGGGGAUGACAGAGGACGAGAUGGUUGGAUGGCAUCAUCAACUCAAUGGACAUGAGUUUCAGUUAACUCCCGGAGUUAGUGAUAGAGAGGGAGGCCUGGUGUGCUGCAGUCCGUGGGGGUCGCAAAGAGUCGGCCGUGACUUAGUGACUGAACAACAUGCAUACGUAUGUGUAUAUGCAUGACUGAAUCCCUUUCUGUGCAGCAGAAAUUAACACACAUUGUAAACCAGCUGUGAGAAAAAGAAGUGAAAAUAUUAGUCUCUCAGUGGUGUGUGAACCCUUUGCCACCUCAUGGACUGUAGCCCACCAGGCUUCUCUGUCCGUGGGAUUCUCCAGGCAAGAAUACUGGAGUGGGUAGCCAUGCCCUUCUCUAGGGGAUCUUCCCAUCCCAGAGAUCAAACCUGGGUCUCCUGCACUGCAGGCAGAUUCUUAACCGUCUAAGACACCAGGAAGCCCAAACUACACUUCAGUUUUUUUAAAAGAGGGGAGGUGAGGAGAUGGGGGACCCUCGGUGGUGCGCCCGGCAGGAGAGGAUGCAGACCUUGGGCCUGCCAAGCUGCCAGUGGCCAGGCAGUCCAGACGCUGAGUGAAGCACCAUGUUCACAAUCCAGCUUCUAUUUACUCAGGGCAAGGGCACAGGCAAGGGCGGGGAGGAAGCUCAGGACUUCUUGGAGCUCCACUCUGCCCCGUGGGACCACGGCUGAGUCUGACAACACAGGGGGCCUUCUCUACUGAGGACCCGCACCCCCCCCCUGCCCCCACCGUGUGGACCUGGGAGUGCGGGGCACUGAGGGGACAGGCUGAGACAGGAAGGAGAGUCGGGGCAGAAGCACCUCAACCAGGUCCCCCCAAGGAGGCCUCGAUGGCGAUGCCCGAUGUCCGGACUGGGAAGGCAGGGGCAUGAGGAGCACGGCCCCGCUGGGCAGGGCUGACUGCACUCUCUGAGAAGCUGGUGGGCGAGGCCUCGCCAUCACACACGGGAUUCGGGAUUCAGGCCUGCAGCCGGAACCCUCAGAUCCCAGUGCAUCCAGACAAGCAGUUUUAAAGGUGCACGCGACAGCGGAGAAUGUGAAGGCUGGCUGCUUGCCUGAUUCGGGGUGGUCAUGACCUCGAAGUGUGUAUCUCAAAGCCCUUGCUUUCAUUUAUGCUGAAGUUUUGGUAGAUGACCUGAUAUGAUAUCUGGUAUUUGUUUUAAAACCUCCCCACUGAUAGAGCAAGGGCAGAUAAAACUGUGAGCCAUUUGAUCACUGUUGAAGGUGGGGGUGACGGGCACUUGGAGUUCAUCAUAACCUUCUAUUAUGAAAAUAAUGUCUACUGGAGAUUUUCCAAAAUAAAAAGCUUUUAAAAAGAUGGCCAGCACCCCACGAAAAAUCCACAGACAGUAUGGAAAGUAUAUUUAGGACUUUUGACUCCAAAGUGGUGUGGGAGAUGGGGUUCUCUCAGAGGUCCUGAAAAGAUGAGAAAUCCCCGAGCGUCAGAGGCUUGAGGGGCCAAUGGCAGAGGGAAACCCUGGGCCAACCUGUGCCCGGGAGAGGACUCCUGCCCAACAGAGAGUGGACGGGCUGUCUGAGCAGGGGGGGGUGGGCAGGGCGGAUGGGGGAGCUGCACUUGGCUGACUUUCGGAUGUGGUUGGUGCAGUACAACCCCCACCACCUGUCCACAUGUGUGUGCGUGCACGUAUGCACACAACACAUGGACGCAUAUACAUAUGCAUACACCAAACACAGAGGCACAGUCACAGGUACACAUACGUGUAUGCACACAUCGGUAUACACGCACACACGCACGCAGACAUACUGCAGCUUGGAGCCAAUUCGUGGGCCCUACGCUCGCACCUGCUCGCCCUCACCCUGUGCCCUCACCUCCCGCCUGUCCUGGGACCCUCGCCGCUGGCCCCGUUUGCUCCCCUCCCUGCGUCUCCUGAGCCCCCUCUGGCAGGCACCAAGCCGAGCAGCCAGGCUCCUGCUCGAGGUCAGAGUCAGGCUGUGCAGUGCGGCAUGCUGGGGCUGCACUUCUAGGGAGUCAGUGAUGCAACGGGCAGAUUGUCAGAUUUCAGGGCUGCGGAAAGCCGGUGGGUUGGGUGGUGUUCUGAUUAGCCUCCGGGACAGUGUGGGGCCCGGGGAAUCUUGCUGCCUGGGGGCCGCUGGCUGCCCGAGCAGCUGCUGGAGCAGGAGGGAGAGGACUCGGGGGACCAGUCCCCAGGGAAGCCCUGCAGGCCAAGAGCACGGGCCCCUCGUCCUCCCUGGUCCUGCAAUGCACCCCCGCGCUUCACCCUCUGGAGAAGACUGGUCUGGGUCUGCUCACUGCCUGCCUGCCCCCACCCCGGGGUGCAGCUGUCUGCAGGGCCCGGCUAGAGGAUAUACCGUGCCUCAAGCCCACCAGGCCAAGUUCUCCCGAAAGACAUCCACACGCACAGUGUCUGCCUCCUCAAUUCCUCUGCCUCCACCACCGUGUGGGACCCCUGGACCAGGGGACCCUCCACGGUCAGCAUCCAGAAACAUCCUCCUGAGGGCCUCUGGCUGCCGUGCCACAGACCCCUGCAGACACCUAACACACCACCUUACUCCACCUCCCAGCAGCAUUUGGCAGAGCUGAACCAUCCCUAGUUCUUUAUUUUAAAAGUGUUUUGAUACAACAUGGACCAGAUCUAAAUGCACAUGAGGUACACAUGCGCAGGUAAGGAGGAGGUCCUCAGACGACCUUCGAGGCCCCCUGCGCACAGCCCAGACUCAGGACCGUCUGGAGGCAGCGCCUGGGGGUACUUGCUAGGCCGCUUUCCCUCUGUGAUGGCACACGUGCCUUGUUUUGCUCCUCCUAUCUGGCCUUUCCUCUCACACCCCUGUUGUUCUCCAUGUGGGUCCCUAACUUGGUUCACUGGGGCUUGGUCCUUGGUCCUUGGGCUGAGUUUCACUGGGGCCUUUUCUCACCUGAUCACACACUCUUCAUAACAGAUUCACCCAGUCCUAUUGACUCAAGAAUCAGCCCAUGCCCAUGACCCUGCUGCCAGCUCCAGCUCAGACCUCUGGACUACACAUGGACUGCCCACCAGGCAUCUUCUCUUGGAUAUAUAACAAGCAAUUUAAGUGCAACUUGACCAAAACUGACCACAUCAUCAAGCCCCUUCAUCACUCCCCGACACUGUAAUCUUCCUUCAAAUUUCCCUGUCUCAGAAAAUGAACCAAAACUGACUAUAUCAUCAAGCCCCUUCAUCACUAGCCGACACUGUAAUCUUCCUUCAAAGUUCCCUAUCUCAGAAAAUGAACCAAAACUGAUCACAUCUUCAAGCCCCUUUGUAACCCCCACACUGUAAUCUUCCUUCAGAGUUCCCUAUGUCAGAGAAUGAUCCCUCUUGUUGCCCAGGCCAGAUACUUGAGUGUCAUUUUUAACACACAAAUUUCCCCUCUCUCUUACAUCCAAUCAGUCAUCAGUAAGUUAAAUGUGCAUAUUGAAAGCCCAAUAGAAACCACUGAAAAGAUAAAGCAAAGAGGUAUAAUAAAUAAAACAACAGAGGAGAUAAAUGGAAUAUAAAACAAAGUAUUCCAGUUAAUCCAAAAGUGAGAGGAAAAGGAGCAAAGAAUAGAUGAGAUAAAUAGAAAACAGCAAGAUGGUAGAUUUAACCCAAACAUAUCAGCAAUUACAUUAAAUAUAACUGGUCUAAAAUGCUUCAAGUAAAACGCAAAGAUUAUCAAACUGGAUUUAAAAAGCAAGAAGUGAAAAUACACUGUGUAAAUGAUAUACACUUUACAAAAAGACAGAUUAAAAUUAAAAAAUGAUAACAAAGUGAAAGGAUGGAAAAGAGAAAAUGAAACACUAACCAUAAGAAUCACAAGGGCUUCCCUUGUGGCUCAGCUGGUAAAAAAUCUGCCUGCAAUGCGGGAGACCUGGGUUCCACCCCUGGGUUGGGAAGAUCCCCUGGAGAAGGGAAAGGCUACCCACUCCAGUGUUCUAGCCUGGAGAACUCCAUGGACUGUAUAGUCCCUGGGCUCACAAAGAGCCGGACACGACUGAGUGACUUUCACUUUCACUGUCACUAAUCAUAACAAAUUUGGGUGGGGUGUAUUGAUAUCUGUGUGUAUUAGCUACUCAGUCAUGUUCAGCUCUUUGCGACCCCAUGGACUGUAGCCUGCCAGGCUCCUCUGUCCAUGGAAUUCUCCAGGCAAGAAUACUGGAAAUGGGUUGCCAUUCCCUUCUCCAAUAUUGAUCUCUAAGUAAACUUUAAUACAGGGAAUCUUACUGGAGAUAAAAGGUGAAGCUUCAUAAUAAUAAAAAGAUCAACUCAGAAGAAUAAGUAGACAAAUCCACAAUUAUAGUAAGCUAUUCCAACACUCCUUUCUCAGCAACUAAGAAAAAAUUAUUAAGAGCAUGGUAUAUUUGAACAGUGUGAAUCAACUUGCACACACAAAUGUCCAUAGAGCAGCAUAUCCAUCAAGAGCAGAAUACAUAUUCUUUUCAAGUGCACAUGAACAGCCUCAAAAUAGGCCAUGUGCUGGGCCACAAAGCAAGUCUCAUUACAGUUAAGAGGAUUUAAAUCAUAUGUAAUAUGUCCUUCAAGUGCAACACAACUAAAUGAGAAAUAAGCAACAAAAGACUAAGCUACCCAAAGAAUGCCCAAAUAUUUGGAAAUUAAAUAACAUAACUAUAAUAAAUUCAAGGGCUAAAUAAGUAAUCAAAGGGAAAUGAGAAAAUCUUUUGAACUAAUUAAUAAUGAAAACACAACUUUUCAAUAUCUGUGAGAUAAAGCUAAUUCAGAGUUUAGAGAAAAAUUUGUAGCUUUAAGUGAUUAUACUAAAGGAGAAAAGGCCAAAAAUCACUAAUCUAAGACUUUUCUUUAGGAAGCAAACAACAACAAACUAACCCAAGUAAGAAGAAAGGAAAUAAGAAAAGGUAAAAAUUUAAUAUAAUAGAAAAAUAACAACAGAGAAAAAUCAGUAACACGGAAGUUAGUUCUUUGAAAAGAUCAAUGAUAAAGUUGAUAAACCUCUGGCUAAACUGAUCAAGGAAAAAAGUCCAUAAAUGACUAAUGUCAAGCAUGAAGAUUUGCAGCCAGUUGAGUCAAUGGUGCUCUUUUCCCCAUGGUUGGGGGGCGGGGGUUGCUGUGUGCUGCUUGCAAACGACAGCCUUCUGGGUAGGCUAUGCAGCCUGCUGCCUGUUCAGCUUGCUCUAAGGGACCUGGGACAUUCAUGACUGGCAUGCUGUCCCCAUUCUAGGCUCCAGACAGGUAUACGCAGUGCCUUUGGAAGCUCCAGGGCACAGUGGCCAGGAUCCACAUUGGCCAAGUUACAAUGUCCAUCUGCACCAAGAUAUAGAACAAGGAGUGUGUAAUUGAAGCCCUCCAGAGGGCCAAGUUCCAGUUUCUUCUGCCGAAAGGUCCACAUCUCCAAGGAAUAGGUAUUUACUAAGUUUAAUGUGGAUGAAUUUGAAGACAUGGUGGCAGAAAAGCGGCUCAUCUUAGGUGACUAUGGGGUCAAAGAAUCCCCAGUCAUGGCUCCUGGGACAAAUGGUGGGCCCUGCACUCAUGAGAGUCUUGGCUCUGUCCCUUCCUUACUCACGCCCACCAGUAAACCAACUCUCCUGUCCAAAACAAAAGAAUGAAGGAGGACAUUCCACUUAGAUCUACAGACAUUAGAGUAAUAAAGGAAAGUUACUAGUAACUUUAUGCAAAGACAUUUGACAGCUCAGUCGAAAAUCACAAAUUUCUUGAAUGUCACAACUUGCCAGAAUUUGUACAAGAAAUAAAAAUUUUGAAUAGCUUAUAUCUAUUAAAGUUGUUGAAUUCAUAGUUAAAAACCUAACUAAGAAAGCUCCUGACCCAGAUGGUGUCACUGGGGAAUUCUAUCAAACACUUACCAAUGAAAUACUGGCAAUCUUAACCACUUGCUGAAAAUAAAUAAGGAUGAAUACUUCCCAACUCAUUUUCAUAGUCAAGUUUUACCCUCAUACUAAAACUAGACAAAGACUGGGACUUCCUUGGUGGUCCAGCGGUUAAGACUCUGUGUUCCAAUGUAGGGGACCUGGGUUUGAUUCCUGGUCAGGGAACUAGGUCCCACAUGCCACAACUAGAAAUCCCAUGUGCCACCAGUAAGACCCAGUGCAGCCAGAUACAGAGAUAAAUAUUUUUCUAGAAAAAUUAGACAAAGAUACUAUUACAAGAAAACUAUAGACCAAUAUCAUGCCUGAACAUAGACACAAAAAUCCUUAAUAAAAUGUUAGCUUGGGACUUCCCUGGUGGUCCAGUGGUUAAGAAUUCACCUUCCAAUGCAGUGGACUCGGGUUCAAUCCCUGGCUGGUGAGGUAGAGCCCAAGUGCUUUGGGGCAACUAAGCCCACGAAUCACGACUAGAGAAGCCUGUGUACUGCAACGAAGAACCAGCACGGCCAAAACACAAGAAUUAGCUGAUUGAAUCCACCAGUACAGAAAACAAAUAACCCACCAUGAACAAGUAUCCCAGGAGCACAAAGCUUAUUCUAACAUGAGAAUGUCAAUCUUUGUAAUUCACUAUAUUAAUGAAAUAAAAGAGAACAUAUAAUUUUCUCAAUAGAAGCAAAAAAAAUUAUUCUACAAAAUUCAACACUCAUUUAUGAUAGAAACUGUCAGUAAAGUAGGAAUGCAAACCAGAAUGCUCAGAACUACAAAACAUUUUUGAGAGAAAUAAAGAUCUCAGAAAUGGAGAGCUACACCAUGCUCCUGGAUUGGAGGGUCCCAGUUCUCCUUGUGGGCUUCCUGGUGGCUCAGAUGGUAAAGCGUCUGUCUGCAAUGCUGGAGACCUGGGUUCGAUCCCUGGGUUG
Molecule: messenger RNA, 13150 nt
Organism: Dama dama (fallow deer)
Lineage: Eukaryota; Metazoa; Chordata; Mammalia; Artiodactyla; Cervidae
Product: proline-rich protein 2-like
Exons: 2
Coding region: 1693-2847 (384 amino acids)
Source: RefSeq, a predicted model, not a curated record